AAACAUAAUAGAUGCUUAUAAAUAAAGAAAAAAGAAUUUAGCUUAUAGCUGCGUUUAUAAACUUCUUAUUAAUGUCUUUUAGUGCUUUAUGAAUUAUGAAUUAGCCUACCUAUUUAGUAAUGCUUAGGCUAACUGAUGAUUCAUAUCAUGCAGUUAUUAUAAAGUGUUACCUAAAUGUUUUUAUUUAAAUGUGUUUACACUAACAUCGGUUAUUUCAUAACAAACAUACAAUGAACUAUUGUAUUAGUACUACUAUGAAUCAAUUUUGUUAAAUGCUCUACAACUGUUUAUUGUUUUUUCAUUAUACUUAAUUAAUUUUCUGAUGCUAACAAAAAUAACCUUAUUGUCAAGUGUUAUGAAACUGUAUCAUUAUUGCCUUUUUUUACUCACAAAUCAUUUAAUAGAUUUAAUAUUUCUGCCCUGUUAGGUCCAUGUUACAAAACUGAAAUUUCUCUAUUUGGGUAAACUAAAUAGCUAUAUGAUGUGGAUAUAUUUUUAAAAUAUCUGAAAAGUUCUGCAUAGAAAGUAUAACGCUUAGAAUCCUGAGCUAUUCUAACUAACAUAUGUACAUGUGUUCUAAUCUAAGCUGCUAACAUUGGGGAAGAAAUUUUACCAACUCUCUCACGGGAUGAUAUCCGGGAUCUCUUUCCUGGUCCUGAGCACUUCCUGCGGCGCAAAGCCAUUUGGCUUAUGACUCAUAAGGAAGAACAGGGGCACACGAUUCCUGUUGAAGGCCAAGGUUCAUCAGCAGAUGAUGAAAAUAAUGAAAGUUCAAACCGAGAUGACCCCAGAACUUCAAAGUUUUUGAAGUUACCCAGCCCAGAAUAUGUUCUCUUCACUGACAGUGAACUACAACAUGUGAGACGCGCAUACUUUGAGCAGCAGCGUCUUGGAAAAGAGAGUGAAGUCACCUUAUCAAAGGAGCUCUUCUGCCGGCUCAUCCGAAAUACCAUGACAAAUAUGAUCUCAAUUGCAAGAGCGUCUUCAGAUGACUGCAAAUACCCCACUAAACAUGAAGUUCUUGCCAUGGCAAAGCGGUUAGUGGAAUACUACCCUAUGAUAAAAGAUAAGUCAACUGGAUCUAGUCACAAGUGGGACACUGUUGCCAAAAAGCUCUUGAAGCGACUUUCAAAUAUCCGAAGUCCUGUGAAGGCCAAACACCCUCCUUCCAAGAGAGCCCGUCUGGACGAAGAACCUUCUGCUGCAGUGGCAAGUGACUAUGAUGCUGAUUCCAGUGCAUCAACACUUCAUCUAUCACCACCUUCAAAAUCAAGCACCCCACCGCAAGACAAUGACAGCAUCGAUGAAGCAUCCGAUGGUCAAGACACCAGCCUCGACAGCCGGAAAACACAGGCACGACAUUACAGGACUCUACGAGAAAUGUACAAAUCAAAGAAGCCAAACAAAGCUGCUGUAACUCAUCUAUUAGACCUGGAGUUCCAGUCCAGAAGAAAUUUCAUCGACUCAAAUACUUUGAAGGAGCAAGACAGGCCUACACAAAUAUUACAGGCAUACCCAUGCUUCAAAGAACUGGACCAUACAAUGGAUGAACUGCGGAGAAUCAUUGAGCCAAACAAUUGCCAAUAUAUUUCUGAGGUGAAAGGCAGGUGGGAGACCUUCUACUCCAAGGUUCAGUUUUAUGGUGUCAUGAAGAAAAUCAUGAAGCCUCCAAGGACAUUAAAUGGAGUUGAACAUGCCAUUGCUGUUUUUACUGCCCUGCCAUUGCUCUUCCCAUCUGGCUCUGCAGUACCCAAGAAAGUGGUCCAAAUCAGUGAGGCUCUUUUCCACGUUCUUACGCCCUCAGAGGACCCUGAUACCUUCAUCCACCGGCGUGUGCUUUCUAGUCCUGUUUUGCUGGUUGGUGAGGAGAACUGCAUGGUGGUUGUAGGUACAACUCCAGUUGUAACCUUUGAGAAAGAUUUGCUGCACGAGGGGCUUCUCUACCUCCUGGCAUAUUACUAUGCGUUCCACCUGACCUAUCCCAGGUGUAUUGCCACACUUUUGUCUGUGUUGCAAACAGAAGUUCUGGUAGAUGUCCUCCAUGAGCAGGAUGCAACCCCCUCUUAUAAAAAGGCCAUUCAAGAAUGGAAAAUGUUUGCUGAAUAAAUACUGUUGCAAACCUGUAUGGCUGAGGCAGUGAUGGAGUGUUUUUUUGUUUUUAUUUUUUGGUUUGUUCUUCAUUAUAUUUGCACUUGAUUUGUGUUAGUAUGAGAUUUCCCUGCUUUUUCAGUAGUGUUUCUUGAAUCAAUUGUAUUAAUGCAAUACAUUAAUUGAGUAAUUGCUGUUUAAAGCUGUUUGAGGUUAUACAGUGUAUGCAGCUUACAGACUGAGGCAUAGCCGUUUUAUGCAGAACAUUUGCUGUUGAUGUGCCAUGUUAUGACACUGAUACUUCCUUAUGUCAGUUGAAUAGCCUAGGAAUCAGUUCAUCCUGCUUUAUGUGCUCCAUUUGUUAAAGAAGAUGUUCUUUAAUAAAUGUUCAGCAAAUCUGAAUAUGUUGUUUGUUUGAUUAUUUAUUUAAAUGUA
Messenger RNA from Pimephales promelas (fathead minnow), 2523 nucleotides. Lineage: Eukaryota; Metazoa; Chordata; Actinopteri; Cypriniformes; Leuciscidae. The record is from RefSeq and is a predicted model, not a curated record.